This is a messenger RNA of Cottoperca gobio, 7970 nucleotides long. RefSeq names its product signal-induced proliferation-associated 1 like 3 (gene sipa1l3). Gene Ontology annotation, molecular function: protein binding; GTPase activator activity. Gene Ontology annotation, cellular component: cytoplasm; Golgi apparatus; plasma membrane. The record is from RefSeq and is a predicted model, not a curated record. Bases 455 to 5788 code for a protein of 1777 amino acids. Gene Ontology annotation, biological process: establishment of epithelial cell polarity; regulation of small GTPase mediated signal transduction; epithelial cell morphogenesis. The transcript has 24 exons. NCBI's taxonomy places the organism in Eukaryota, Metazoa, Chordata, Actinopteri, Perciformes, Bovichtidae.
GCCUUAAAUCCAUGCUGACGCCACUGACUUAAGGACUGAUGCUUUGCUAUAUAGAAGACUCACACGAUCAUUGACCCCCAUCCACCCCUGCCCUCCCUCAGCUAAACAAAGUGAUAUUAUGCUUGCCGUGGCAGGAGUAAAAAUACUGAGCAUUCCCUUCCUGAACCGUGACGUCAAACCUCACCUGCUUCACCUGCAUAGCUGAAGGCAGAACAAGAUCUGCAUUGGACUGAAAUAGAAGAAGAAGACGACCGGUUGUGAAUCAAACUGGUUCUCAAUGGACCAGUAAAGUGUUUCCCACUCUGCCAGUUAAAAGCGAUGUUUUUUGGAGCUGGAGGCCGUAGCACCGUCAGCAGAGUGUGCGUGGGGCCCCUCCUUUCCCUCUUUCCCUGCACCCCUCCUGACAUGGGAUGCCAGCCCCCUGCCUCCCUGCCCUGAGCUCUCCUGGGGCGCCAUGAACAGCUACAGAGACAGAGGGGUCACUUGCACCUCCUCGGACCUCCUUGACGGAGGAGGAGGAGGAGGUUGUUUGCCCCAGCACACUCCGUUUCGUCACACCCCCAAUGGCCACCCGGCUCUUGGCCCCACAGACUCGGCCAUUCUACAACGCGUCUCGGUGCCCAAAAUGGGUGUUCGGGCGCGGAUUGCAGAAUGGCCCCCACGCCGCGCACACUCCAGGGAGUCGCUGCUUGAAAAUGGGCACAUUAGCAGCAUUCGCUAUGUAGAUGAGUUCUCCCCUUCAAUUUCCUCAUCAGGUUUGUCAUCUGAUAUGGGGCUGGUGAGGGGAGGAGUUGCCAGGUUGCCACGACGGCGGUCCAAGGACGUAGAGUUCAGAGGAGGAGGGUUCAGCGUUGAAAGAAAUCCACAAUUUAGCCUGAGAGUGUUCCCGCCACUGAGGCAGCGCUCAAACAGCGAGGUGACGCUGAGCGAACAGGAUGAAAAUGAGGUGGAGGUUCAUGGCGGUGGCGGGAUGGGGAACAUAUUCAGAGAGUAUGGCAGCACAUCCUCCAUCGACAUCCAGGGCAUUCCUGAGCAGAGUUUCUUCGACAUGCUCAGCCAGUUCCACCAGGAGAGGCCUGACCAGCGGAGCUCAGCACCCAUACGCCUCGGGGAGCUGCUGCGCACUCCAGACUCUCCACCCAGCGCACACUUCCCGUCUGCUCCCUCACCUGGUCCCACAGGUGGGGACGACAGAGGGUCAGGAAGGAAGGACGGAGCUGAGAGAGUGAGGAAGAAAAGUGGAGGGACGGAGUCGUCACUGGGCACCUCCUCUUUGUUCAGGAAACUUCGAAGCUCUAGUCGGGGUGAGCUGGAUGGAGGGAAAGGAGAGACUAGUGAGGACGGGGGUGGCCGAGGUUUAGCAGACGCCUCCUACAAACCGUGGGUGUGCCCCAAGACUUUUGUCCACUUCGAUGCUCAGAGCAUCCUGUUUGACCUCCAUGAGGCGGCAGCCCAGCGGGGCUACGCUGCCCAGAGGAGGAACACCGCCACGGGGGCAUCAGCUGCGUCAGUGUCCCUGUCCGUUUCCAGAUCCUCAGCUCCGAGUGUGAACGACCCAGUUUACUCCAGCAUAGAGGAUCUGACCCUGAGCCUCGACCCCGGCUCCAUGACUCUCUCUCUGGGCAUGGACCCCAUGAACGGGCCUCCUGGAGCUCACAGCUCGAGCCCUCUGCUCCUCUGCUGCCCCCACUUCCUCAAUGAGACCGGUGGCCACGGAGAACGCAACAUCAGCUUUCUCAGCUCGUCAGCAGAGCGAGACAGAGGAGGAGACGGAGCGAGGGGUUGGCUGAGGAGGAGCAACGCCAGCGUCUCAGUGCUGGAGGUGCCUAUUGAACAGCAGGUUACGAGACUGGACCGACUGAAACUGUACGGCAUCGAGCAUGUAGACCUGGGGGCCCGGUACUACAGAGACUAUUUCCAUGGGAAAGAGCAUUCAAACUACUUUGGGACAGACGAGAAGAUGGGCGCUGUGGCCGUGAGCAUCCGCAGGGAAAAACUGGAUGACACCAAAGACCUGAAAGACCAGUACCAGUACCGCCUCAUCGUCAGAACAAACGAGCUUGUGACCCUGCGGGGCUCCAUUUUAGAGGAUGCGGUGGCGUCUACGGGGAGGCACGGCACGGUGCGGGGUCUGCCGCUCAAGGAGGUCCUGGAGCAGGUCGUCCCCGAGCUCAGCAUCUCCUGUCUGAGACUGGCGCUCAGCACGCCCAAAGUCACAGAGCAGCUCCUUAAACUGGACGAACAGGGGUUGAGUCAGAAGCACAAGGUGGGUGUUCUGCUGUGCCGUGCGGGCCAGAGCACAGAGGAGGAGAUGUACAACAACGAGGAGGCGUCACCCGCCUUCUCUGCCUUCCUGGAGCUGCUGGGGGAGCAGGUGCUCCUCAAAGAAUUCACCAAAUACGCUGCACAGCUCGACACAAAGACGGACUCUACGGGCACCCACUCCCUAUACACCACCUACCAGGGCUACGAGGUCAUGUUCCACGUGUCCACCAUGCUGCCGUACAUGCCCAACAACCCACAGCAGCUCCUGAGGAAGAGGCACAUAGGGAACGAUAUUGUCACCAUAAUCUUUCAGGAGCCGGGAGCGUUGCCUUUCACCCCGCAGAAUAUCCGCUCACACUUCCAGCACGUGUUUGUUAUUGUCCGUGUGCACAACCCCUGCUCUGAAGGCACCUGUUACAGUGUUGCUGUGACGAGAAUGAAGGAUGUGCCUGCUUUCGGCCCACCCAUCCCCAGCGGCGUCACCUUCCGUGACCCUGAAACCUUUCGUAACUUCCUUCUAGCUAAAGUAAUCAAUGCAGAAACUGCAGCGCACAAGUCGGAGAAGUUCCACACCAUGGCGACACGAACGCGGCAGGAGUACCUGCGUGACCUGGCUGAGAACUACGUCAGCAGCACGGCGCUAGACUCUGCCGGCAAACUUAACAACCUCAUCUCCCUAGCGUCUAAAAAACGGGAGCGCUCUAAGGCGAGAGAGGGAGCGGAGCUGGGAGCUGCGGGGGCCAUCGCCUGGAGGGUCCAUGCUCAGGACUUCAGCGGAGGUGGGACGGAGCUCGCCUGUGCCUUGGGUUUGUCGGCUGAAUACGUCCUCCUGACAGACUGCUCCACAAAAGAGGUGGUGUUUAACUGUUUCUGUGCGGACGUGAUCGGCUGGACUCCGGAGCGGCUGUCGCUGAAGAUCUUCUACGGCAGAGGAGACCACAUCGCCGUGCGGGUACCAGAGGGCUGUGCGCAGGACAUCCGGGAGGUGGUGCAGAGGUUAAAGUCGCUGACCGUGGGAUGUGAGACGGUGGACAUGACUCUGAGAAGAAACGGACUGGGACAACUGGGCUUCCAUGUUCGCCUGGACGGCACUGUGGCUGAGGUGGAAGAAUAUGGCUUUGCCUGGCAGGCGGGACUGAGGCAGGGCAGUCGGUUGGUGGAGAUCUGUAAGGUGGCCGCGGUGACACUGACUCACGAGCAGAUGAUAGACCUGCUGAGGACGUCGGUCACGGUCAAAGUCGUCAUCAUUCCUCCGUACGAAGAGGGGGGGCCUCGCAGGGGCUGCACAGAGGAGUAUGAGAUGAAGACCAUGGAGCAGAAGCCAGAACCUGAGCCUCUGGCAGCAGGCUACAGACCCUCCCCUCGCCCGACGUGGCGAUGGGACAGCCCCCCCAUUCCUCCAGGGCUCCACAGUGCCCCCAACCCGCAGCGCUGGGCCCCCAUGGGUCCCCCACCUCCUCCACUGCCCCGCUCACACAAAACCCUGAUGCCUGUUCCCUACAGGGAGCCCCAGCACCUCAACUCUAAGAGGCCAGUGAGCUACCCAGAGAACCACUACAGCAUGUCUCCUGCAGGAUUGCUUCCCUACAGAAACCCCUCAGCCAGCUUCUCCUCGCCCUCCUCAGGCCUGGUCGGUCUCUCCACGAUGGGGCCGCCUGGAAUCUCACCAGGCCCCUUCGUACGCUACAAACCCUCCCCCGACAGAUAUGGAGCAGGACAGCGCCCCCUUCUGCCCUAUGAGCCCCACCUCAGUGUGGACGUCACAUCCAGCGGAGAAUCUUCCUCAGGCUUCACCAGUCAGGAGAGCACCAUGGAGCGCUGCAAAACAGAGCCCCUCUGGCAUCUCCCAGCAUCGUCGUCUCGGGGACCGGGGGGUGGAGGGGGGCAGAGGAGACUAACCAGACAGGAUGUCCCGGGGAAAGACUCUCCAAACAGACACUCGAAGGGCGAGACUCCAUACUCGAGCCACUCCAGCAGUAACACUCUGUCCAGUAACGCCUCCAGCGGCCACAGCGACGAGCGCUGGUUCGACGGAGGAGCAGGAGGAGAGCGAGGAGCCGGCGGUUGCCUCGGCGACCCGGCCGACCCUGACCCCGACCAUCUCAACAAGGGGGGGUCUAACGACAGCGGCAUCGAUGCCUCGACCCACUACAACAACACUCGCUAUGUAAAUAUGCCAAACAACCACAAGCCCAUACACUGCUUUGGGACCUACGGCGGCGUCCAGGAGCUGUCUGUGGGAAGGAGCAGCGGAGAAGUAAGGAGACGAGAGUCUUCGCCCGUCACACCAGCCGCAGCCAAUCAGAACAAAGGGUACCGGACCAGGACAUUCCCGCCUCCUGGCUCCAGCGCUGAUAAAAUGGAUGCUUUUAAACCCAGGGCCUACACACCGCAGGGUUACAAGACUCCGACAGCUGAGAAAGCCCGGCCCGUCCGAGCCGCUACGACAACACCCACUUCAGCUCAUUUAAGCUCCAUCCCUUUGUCCAGCUCCGCACCCAAGGCCUUUUAUGGGAAGAGCAGGCCAAACGCCUGGCAGAACGAUGACAACAACAGCCCGUCGCCUUCAAACGCAACCACGACGUCCAGCUCUGAAAGCAAGAAGCAGGUGGAUACGAACUCAAAGAACGUGUUUGGACAACCUCGGCUCCGAGCCUCACUGAGGGACCUGCGCUCUCCACGACGGACAUACAAAAGCACCAUCGAAGACGACCUGAAGAAACUGAUCAUCAUGGACAACCCAGGAGAGACGCCACAAAGAGAUCCAUCUCCCAGACGAACCUUGCAGCGCACCUUUUCAGAUGAGUCGCUGUGCAGCGGGCGCAGAGAGGCCAGCUUCGCCAACUCUGAGAACCCGACGACUCCCACCGACGUACUGUUCACUUGCACGCUGCCCACACGCAGACACGCCGUCUCCUCCAACAACAUGCAGAGCAAGAAGGUGGCUCUCUCUGCCUCGGAACUGUCUCUCACUGAAGUGAGAGACAAAGUUCCCCCCCUGAGGAGACUCGAUCCCGGGCUGAUGCCUCUUCCUGACACAGCCUGUGGACUCGAGUGGUCCAGCCUGGUUAACGCGGCUAAAGCCUACGAAGGUGAGGAAGGAGACACUUCAGGAUUAGAACAAAGAGCAGUUUCCCUCUUCUCACUGACUGAGCCGCAGGGUGGGGGUCCGGACAUGAGACCGGUCGUCAGUCCAGUUCAGUUUCAGACUCCUCAGACUCCACGGACCACGCCGACCUUCAGCGGCGACGACGUGCCCAACAAUUUGUCUGGUCGGCUCUUUAACCUGGAAGUGAUGUUAAAACAGCUGAACAACGAUCUGGAGAGAGAGAAGCAUGAUAAAGUCGUUCUGCUGGCAGAGAUGGCCAACCUCAGACAGAAUAACCACCGCUUGCAGGAAGAGAGCCUGACGGCCAGCGAGCAGCUGCGCAAGUUCAGCAGGCUUUAUACUAACACUGACAAGACAGAGAGUGACAACGAGGCUCACUCCUUAACACACAACACUGACUCAAAGAGGGAGUGAUACCUGCAGAAGAAGAAGAAGAGAUCCCGGCCAUACAGGGGGCGACUUGCACACACAGCGGCGGGCGGCAGAGGUCACGAUGAUGUCUCGUCACUCAGCUUCCACUGGACUGCCUUAAACUGUAGAGAGAGCAAGACAACAGACAAUCUUGAUUUUUAAAAUGCAAACACUCCCAGAAAGUCUCACCAAGCAGAGAGCCUCCCUCUCUAUUCUCUGAGCCUGUUUAUUUUUAUAAACUGAAGUCAAAAAGUCUUAUAUACUUGUCAUAUUACAAAUACAUAUGCUACUAUGCCAGAGGGAGCGAGUAGGAGAGGAAACUGUUUUAGAAAAUCAUCACCUGGAGAGGCCUCAUACUGUUCCUGCAGCGAAUCAGCCAAAAAAAACAAGACUCAUUACGGACUGCAUCUCCCAGAAUGCACUAGAAGUAAUGGAAACGCUACAGACAUGGUACUGUAGAUACAUGCCUGUUCUCGUGUAUCAAUAUUACCUAUAUUGUACUGAUAUUGUCGUACUAAAGAGGUGUGUGUGUGUGUGUGUGUGUGUGUGUGUGUGUGUGUGUGUGUGUGUGUGUGUGUGUGUGUGUGUGUGUGUGUGUGUGUGUGUGUGUGUGUGUGUGUGUGUGUGUGUGUGUGUGUGUGUGUGUGUGUGUGUGAGAUGAUGGUACAGCGUUAUGGCACAACAGUGUUUGUGCUCAAGGCAAGAUGCAUUUUCCUACCCUGUGGUGUGAGUGUGAGAAUGUGACGGUCUGUUAUAGGACGUUUUGAGUGAUGAACAAACUAGUUUACUGUAAAAUGAAAACUUGUGGGCCACAAUAUUUUUCUUUCCUCCGUUUACAUGGAUGAACCUGUGGCCCCUUUUUAGAUGUGAAACAAGCCAUCGGCGUGUUGAGCGAGUGUAAAUGGUCGAUGUCAUGAAGCUCAGUGAUAUUAAUCAUCUUAUCUAAUGUAGUGCAUUACUUUGAAUUUAAUUUUCACUGUUUUCAGCAGUGCCGUAUCAUCUCAGAUCUUAAUGUACUGGAUCAUUAUUUUAACCUUGAGUCAUUAUCCCAGAACUUCUUUGAACUUAUCUUUUCUUUCUAAUAUUUAAAGCAGUUUUGUAACCUUAUGGCGGAGACUUUAUGUUAAAUAUGCCGUUAUUAGCUUAGCAUGAAGACUGUAAACAUGUAAAAACAGCCAGCCUGGCCUCCCAGCACCUCUACAGCUCACUAAUUAACAUGUUAAAUGUUUGAUCUAUUUGGUCUGAUCCCAAACAAACUUUAGACUAUUUGUUUUAGCGAGUAAGAGAGAGCAGCAACUUCCAGUAGUCUCUGCUGAUCGUCUGGUCCCAGGGUUACACCAAAUACUGUGACCAAUUUCAGCCCUCUGCAAAAUGUUGCGUGUUGUCGUUUCUUUUUAAAUCACAGUUUAUCAUAUACUUGGUUUUUGAUAGCUGUUACCAAAUUACCGCAGGACGGACGGAGCCAGGCUAGCCGUUUCACUCUGUUUCCAGUCUUUAUGCUAAGCUAACAGUCUCCUGGAUGGGGCUUCAUUUGGACAUGAGGGUGGUGUCAAUCUCCUCAUCUUACUCGCCACUAGAAAAUGAGUAAUGGUAUUCUCCAAAAUGUUAAAUUAUUCUUAUAAUAGUCUUCUUUGCAUACGAAUCUAAACUAAGCUCCCACCCGUAACGUGUGCUUACAGAAAACAUUUACUGUACAUGAAACUACAACACUGAAGCUCCUUCACAUCAGAACCAGUCUGUCUGUGCGUACGAGAGGAUUUGUCCCCGUGUUCUGUGAUGACCCAAAUGAACACAUAAGACACUAUUUAUACUGCUAGCUUGCUUAAUGAUAUUGUCUACUAUAUCUAUUUUUCAUACACAAAUAAUGUUUUUUGGACGCUGGUACUGAACGGACAAUACAUCCCUGCAGAGGAUGACUCUGGAUCGCUGAUGAAUCACCUGCCACUCUCCCAUCAGGACGUUUCUUCUUCCCUGCUCUGACUGGAAAUCCUAACUGGCUCAGGUUCCUCACAAUGCCGUUAAAUGACACUACACCAUCAGUUAGGAGCGGGCGAUGUGACACAUUGAAGCCUGAGACCAUGUAAAUUUGUGUUUUGCCAAAAAUGUUUAUACUAUUAUCCCUUUUAAUAUCUCUUGGUGUAUUAGGUCAUUGUGUUGAAUUGAAUUUUAAUACUUUGUUCAAAAA